Symbiodinium pilosum is the source of this 1869-nucleotide messenger RNA. The record is from the annotation of a GenBank genome assembly. Lineage: Eukaryota; Dinophyceae; Suessiales; Symbiodiniaceae.
AUGUCAAUGCCCCACUUUCCCACCCGUGCACUUUGGCGAAAGUUGGUCACCCAAUGGGCCAAAGAGCAUGGGCUUCGUGGAGACAGCUUAUUCCUCUCGGACAUGAUGGGUCAAGAAAUACUACUGGAUCAAAGCCCUGCUGUACAAGCUGAGCCAACACUUGGUUCCCCGGUACGUGUGACGAUCGGCUUGAAAGAAGGAACCUCGUCACAGGAGGUGGAGUCCUGGAAACUAGCCGGUGGCCACCUACAUAGAGAUGAGCCUGUGCAUGCACUUUCUGAUGGCAGACAGCGCGUGCGAGUGACAGCUUGGUGUAAUGACAGCGAAAGCGUUUCCAGCUCGCUGACGUUCCGCGUGUUGCCAACUGCAGGCUUGCGAGGAUUGAUGGUGGAUUGGUGUAGCAGGCAGGGUGUAGAUCUGGCGGACGUCUCUUUCAAAAUGACGUCUGGGCAUGAGCUGACAGCGGCAGAUACGCUACAAAGCCUGAUGCCGGAUGCAACUCUCCCGCGCGAGGAUGUGAUCGACGUCCGUGCAGAGCCGAAAGGCACAGCGCGCCCCGAGUUGACCGUCCAACUGCCUGACAUGCAACUCCCCUCCGCAGUGCCAAAGGAUGGUGCAGCAAAGCCAGCCGCGCCGCGAGUUCAAGUCCGAAUCGCUGCAGAAGGGAUCUUGAGCGAGCGUUUGAGAGCAUCCACAGAUCAAGCUGGAUUGAGUUUCAAGACCAAGUUGUAUGCGCCGGUGAGUAAGGUUGCUGCUGCUUGGUGUAAACAUCACGGACUAGCCGCCGACACCAUCGUUGUUUCGUACCAGGGCCGAGCCCUUGAAAAAAGUGACACUCCAGCAACACAUGGCUGGGAAGCGGGUACAGAGGUGAUCCUAGAAGCCCUGCACGUCAGUGAUCCGCGAGCGCAACCCUCGAAAAUAUCCAAACCGCAAGCAGGGCAAGCAGGGCAAGCAAGUUGCAAGGCAAGUGAAGAGAUGUUGGAGAGGACUUCUUUGUCCAGCCAGGAGCCUGGCCAGGACCGACCUGGCCGUGCCCUGUUGAAGGUUUAUGAUGACCAGGAAUGCAUUGAGUUCUGGAUGCGACCUUCCACCACUUUCGAGCGGAUGAUGACUGCAUGGCGACAGGCACGUCAGCUCCAGCAAGGCCAGCAGGUCCGCUUUGAGCUCAAGGUGGACGAUGCCAAGGGCCUCCGCGCAGGGGACCUUGGCUCCGAUGAGACACCGGCCCAGAGAGGUUGGUCACAAGGAGUCGUGUUGAUGGUGCGUGCACACGCAGAGGUACCUCCCGCUGAUCCGAACGGCACCAUGUCCAUCAAAGUCGAAGCAGACAGCCCAAAUGGCGUGAAUGAAGUCAAGUUCAACAUGCGUCUGUCUGCACCCUUGGGGAAGAUGAUGAAGGCGUGGUGCGGACAUCAUGGGUUGGCUCUUGAGCAAGCGAAGUUCCUCUUCAACGGGAGAGCGUUGACAGCUGAGGACACUUUGAUGUCCUUGGGCUGCAGAGGCGAAGAGAUCACUUUCAGGGCUGUGCCACAUGAUGAAGAGGCUAAGGCUGCGGAGCCGCCGAAGCCCGACACAACAGAGACCUCGAAGCCAGAGCCGAAGGAGUCAAAGCAGGAGCAGCCAGAGCCAUCUGACCAGCAAAAGGUGUCUGUCAAAGUGGAGGCCGAAGGUGCUGACGGUCUGACCGAACUUCGCUUCAAUAUGCGGAUGUCUACUCCACUCGCGAAAAUGAUGCAGGCCUGGUGCGAGCACAACCAGAUUCCCACGAAGGAUGUAGAGUUCCUGCUGGGCACCACAGUGCUCAAGCCAGAGGACACGCUUUGCAGCCUGGGUUGCAUGGGCGAUGCAGAGGUGGUUUGCAGAGCU